This is a messenger RNA of Paramecium tetraurelia, 421 nucleotides long. RefSeq lists its product as uncharacterized. The transcript is spliced from 2 exons. NCBI's taxonomy places the organism in Eukaryota, Ciliophora, Oligohymenophorea, Peniculida, Parameciidae. The record is from RefSeq and is a predicted model, not a curated record.
AUGAAUUUCGAUGAUGCUUCUUUAUCUUCACUCCAUACUUACAGAGUUAAAACCCGUUAAUAGCAAAAAGGAAUUUAACCUUCCAUUCAAAAAUCAAAAAGAAAAUACUGUCAUAUUUCUCCUGAUAGAAAGAAUCAGUUAAUAUCUCUCGUGCUCGAUAAAAAGCUUAGAAUUAAAGAUGCAGCUGUUAUUUGUAGUUUAAAUUAUUCCACAGCCAAAACCAUACUGUAUACUUUGAGACAUCGACCUCCUAAGUAAGCUGGAGUAUAGCCAAUUUCGAAUUCAAGAAAACAAAACCUCACCGUCAAAAUUCUUAUCAAGGGCAAGCUUGUGAAUGAAUAUGAUUUUUAUAAAAAAUCGAAUCAGAGUUGAAGUAUAUUAAUUACAUCUCAUAAAUAAAAUCUUAUGAAAUUGACAUUUA